AUGAGCGCCAAAAGCCGCGCCAAUGCUCGCCACCGCAAAAACCGCGCCGAAGCCAAAAAAGCCGUAAAGGCACAGUUCGGGCGUAUCGACACCAAACCGAGGGAUGUCCGCCGCCUGAAGAAGAGUGUGCGGCGGCGCGACCGCGCGGCGCGGGAGAAGAGUACGCCGAUCAUGCCGUGGCUGCGGGAGCCGGAGUACAAGGUUGGGCUAAUGGGGGAGGUGCGGAAGGCGAGUUUACUUGGGUUGCCGACGGAGUUGAGGCAGAAGGUGCUUGUUGAGACGGUGGUAUGGGGUGAGUUUGAGUGGUGUGUUAAGGAGUGGUGUGGAGUGCUGAGUUGUGUUGCGCCGCUUUUGAGGAUGGAUGUGCAGGUUGUGAAGAAAAUUUGGGAGAGGGAGAGAGAGGAGGUGAAAAGGGACGAAGUGGAAGCGGGUAGGACGUGGUGGUUUGAGGAUGACAUCAAGCCGUGUGGGUGGUCUUCGGGGAAGAAGGGUCGGGUUUCUACUGCGAUUGUCAAGAAAGGCAAACGCAGGCCACAUAAGUGCUGGCGCUGUGAGGAGAGGCAUUACUUGAAGGAAGGGCAGUGUCCACGGGCAUGGAGAGACCCGCAGAAGUGGUAUAAAGAGACCACGCGGAGGGAGACAAAGAACGAGCAAAUGCCAAACAGGAUUGUAUUCGACGACUAG
Molecule: messenger RNA, 684 nt
Organism: Aaosphaeria arxii CBS 175.79
Lineage: Eukaryota; Fungi; Ascomycota; Dothideomycetes; Pleosporales
Exons: 1
Coding region: 1-684 (227 amino acids)
Source: RefSeq, a predicted model, not a curated record